This is a messenger RNA of Ilex paraguariensis (yerba mate), 528 nucleotides long. The record is from the annotation of a GenBank genome assembly. NCBI's taxonomy places the organism in Eukaryota, Viridiplantae, Streptophyta, Magnoliopsida, Aquifoliales, Aquifoliaceae.
AUGAGAGGGAGAAGGAGAAAGAGGAGGAGGAUGAGAAGCAAGAGGAAAUGGAAGGGAACAAGGAGUAAGAGAUGCAGAAGAAGAACUAGAAGAGGAGGAAGAAGAAGAAUGAGGGAAGAGAAGGAAAAGGAAAAGGAUGAGAAGAAGGAGAAACGGGAAAAUCGAUGGAAAAAAGGAAGGAAGAUGAGUAGAUUGAGGAAGGAGGAGUGGCAAGAGGAGGAGGAGAAGAAAAUAAGGAUAAAAAGUAGGAGGAUAAGACUGAAGAAAGAGGGGGAGGAGGAGGAGAAAGAAGAGGAAAAGUUAGAGAAGAGGAAGAGAUGUAGAAGAAGGAGAAGGAGAAAUACAAAAGGAGGAAGAAGAAGAAGAAGAAAAAGUAGAAUGAGGGAAAAACAGAAGAGCACGGAGAAAAGGAUAAAAAUGCAAAUCGGCAGGAAAAAGAAAGGAGAAGAAAAAGCGACAGGAAGGAGAGAGGAGAAAGAGAAGGACGAGGAGAAGGAGAAUGAGGAAGAACAAGAACAAGAAGAAUAA